UGUUGGGAACAAGCGUCGCGUUAGCGUCUUCAGUCUGCCGCAACCGUUCAUCUUCAGUGGUCGACGCUGUUUCCGUUCCGCUGCAACAGAUACAGAAUGAUUCAGUGGCGGUAAAAUUCAACAAACACUUUCAUCACAAUCAACCCACCCACCAAAAAGCAAAUCAGCAAAACGACCAUGGAGUUUGCACGCCGAGUGUCCGCUCGCUUUGAAACCAAAAGACUGCCCGAGGACGUCGACGAUGGCCUGGAGACACUGGAGGAGUACAAACAGCGCUGGCGCUCCGUACGCAUCAUCUACUUUACCAUGUUCCUGAUGGCGCUGGGCUUCAGCAUUAUUCUCACAGGCAUUUGGCCCUUCCUCAACAAGCUAGAUCCCGAAGCGGGCAAGGAGUUCAUGGGCCUUAUUGUGGCCGCUAAUCCGCUGGGGCAAAUGAUCUUCAGUCCCAUCUUUGGAUGGUGGGGCAACAGGUUGGGUAAGAUCCGCCUGCCCUUGCUUAUUUCGCUGGCUCUGUUCACCCUGGCCAGUGGGAUAUACUCCUCGCUGGAACUGCGUCCGGAUAACGUGAAGUACUGGAUGCUCUCCUCUCGGUUCCUCAUCGGGGUUAGCUCGGCGAAUAUUGCCCUGUGCCGGUCCUAUUUGUCGGCUGCCACGCGAAUCAGCGAACGCACCCAUGCCGUUUCGAUGGUGUCGCUGGCUCAGGUCCUGGGCUUCAUCAUCGGACCGACUCUGCAGGCGGCGGUCACUCCGCUUGGCGAACAGGGACACGUCUGGCUGUGGGGCAUGAUGCACUUCAACAUGUACACGGCAUCCGGAUGGAUUAAUGUGGUGAUGAGCAUUGGGAACUUCAUGAUGUUCCUGCCCGGCGUGUUUGAGGAGCAUAAAAUCGCAGCUCGCGAGGUGAUGGUAAUGCAGGGCGGCACCUCGGAGACAGAAACUUGGAAAGGCAUCAAGCCGAAUUAUUAUUCCGCCUGGACGUUGAUCAUCGCAUUCUUUGUUCUGGUAUUCAACUUUGUCUUGCUGGAAACAUUGGGCACAUCUCUGACGAUGGACAUGUUUGCUUGGUCCGACGAUGAGGCGCUGUGGUACAUGGGCAUAAUGAUGACCACAGCAGCUAUAGUCUCCCUGGUCACUUUUGUUUUGAUUGAGCCCAUGUGCAAGCUCUUUGCCGAACGCUACGUGCUCAUCUGGGGCGGUUUCUCGCUGAUGUUCCUCGGUCGAGUGCUCUUCGUGCCCUGGGGACCGGAUCCGCCCAAACUGGCGCAGCCCUUCAAUGCCAGCUUGAAUCUUAGCGAAAGCGAUCCCAUGUAUUUGGGUUGCCCGAUAGCGGAGCAAAAGUGGUGCGCUGAGCUGCCGGCAUUAACAUUGACGCAGUUCAUCAUUGGUUUUGCUUUCACCUCCGUGGGCUAUCCCAUUGGGGUGACCCUCAUCCAGACCAUCUUCUCAAAGGUUCUGGGUCCCCGACCGCAGGGCGUCUGGAUGGGCUGGAUGACCGGUUCAGGUUGUCUAUCGCGUGUCCUUGGUCCUAUUUUUGUGGGAUCUAUCUACACACGGCUGGGCACAUACUGGACCUUUGGUGUAACUUCAAUUAUGAUGCUCGUUUCAAUGUUUUGGCUUCAUUGCAGCAAUCGAUUGCUAAUCCCACCGACAUUCGAGAAGGCACCUGCGGAACUGCAGGAACUAAACCAGUCCAAUGGUGGCACAUUGGACGAUCACUCGCCCGAAGAGUCCGUCCGAAACGACAGGCAUCACUCCGCUUCGACCAAGAACGGCAGUUAUCACUCCUUAGCUCACGCGUAGUGGAUUAAGUUCCUCUACCUCUAAUACACUUUGUUGCUAUACUGCCCCUUAAGCUAGCUUUAAAAUACAUGUUUAUUUUUGCAUA
Molecule: messenger RNA, 1885 nt
Organism: Drosophila elegans
Lineage: Eukaryota; Metazoa; Arthropoda; Insecta; Diptera; Drosophilidae
Gene: Cln7
Product: major facilitator superfamily domain-containing protein 8
Exons: 6
Coding region: 178-1800 (540 amino acids)
Biological process (GO): transmembrane transport
Cellular component (GO): lysosomal membrane
Molecular function (GO): transmembrane transporter activity
Source: RefSeq, a predicted model, not a curated record